Messenger RNA from Panicum virgatum (switchgrass), 961 nucleotides. Its product is annotated as non-specific lipid transfer protein GPI-anchored 1-like. NCBI's taxonomy places the organism in Eukaryota, Viridiplantae, Streptophyta, Magnoliopsida, Poales, Poaceae. The record is from RefSeq and is a predicted model, not a curated record. Bases 142 to 681 code for a protein of 179 amino acids. The transcript has 4 exons.
CUAUAAACGCCGGCCGGCCGCCCUCGCCGUGUGUUCAUUCCCCCUCCCUCCACUAGCCGAGUCUCCCGCGACGACCGGACCCCUCCUCCCCGAUCCACAGCUCGAUCAGCCAGAUUGGGAGGAAACUAGACGGCAGGCAGCAUGGCGGCGAGGCGGUGGUGGCUGGCGGCGGCGUGGUGCGCGGUGGCGGCGGUGGCUGCGGCGCAGUCGUCGCCGCCGGCGGCGGACCCGCUGCAGGCCAAGUGCUCGGCGGACUUCGGGAAGCUGACGGACUGCAUGGACUACGCGACGGGGCACGAGGGGCAGCCCUCGUCGACGUGCUGCUCCGACGCCGCCGACACGCAGAAGGCGCGGCCGCAGUGCCUCUGCUACAUCAUCCAGCAGGUGCACAGCGGCCGGAACGAGGUGCAGUCGCUGGGGCUGCGCUUCGACCGCCUCAUGGCGCUCCCCGCCGCCUGCAAGCUCACCAACGCCAACGUCACGCUCUGCGUCACCCUGCUGAACCUGAAGCCGGGCUCGCCGGACUACGCCCUCUUCGCCAACGCCUCCAAGAUCACGCCGUCGACUGGCGGCACUCCGGCGAGCGACGCCACCGCCGGCGGCGGCUUCAAGCUUCAGACGGGGUUCCGCGGCAGCGUCGUGCUCGCCGUGCUCUCCGCGGUGCUCUCGUCCGUGUUCUGAACUUCUGAUUCCUCGAGCAAGCAGAGCAGUUUUUACCCUGUGGAUUCGUUCUUGAUGCUUCGCUAGUGCAUGUCUAUUUUGUAUCAACAAAAAAAUAGAUUUGAGUUUGACUUUUUGUUCCUGUAUCAUGUUGCGAUGAGAGUGGAUGGUUUGUGCAUCACCAAUUCACAACCCUUUGUUCGGAGGAAUAGAUUGUCAGUGCAGCAACCAAGUGAAAUAAUUUAGUUGUUGUUAUGCUUUUCCAGCCAAAAAGAAAGAAAGAAAUGGCAGUUGUUUUCUA